GUUUGGACUAGGGACCUGGAGCAGAGGAGUUGGCAUCCUGUACCACACUAGGCAAAGAUCCAGCUACCAGCUCUCCCUCCCUGAGGCAUUGUCCAUGACACCCCAGCUCCCAAGCAUGAGGACUCGAAGCUCCAUUCUUACCGUCCUGUGGUUCUUGGUGCUGGCUUCCUGCAGGGCGGCCCCCGGAACCUCAGUUUCCCCCAUCUCGGAGGCCUUGGAAACCAACGAGGUGUUGGAGUCCCCGGAGGUCAGGAUUACGCAGUGCCCCCGAGGCUCUCAGCCUUGGCACGUGUCACUCUUCAAAGACCUCUCCUUCCGCUGCGCUGGGGUCCUGGUGGACCGCAGCUGGGUAUUAACGGCAGCCCAUUGCGCAGAAAGCUGGCUUUGGGCCAAACUCGGGGAUUACCAUCUGCUGCUACCUGAUGGAGGUGAACAGCUCAAGAUCAGCUCCCUUAUGAUCCCCCACCCUAAGUACAGGGCCGGCUCUGGCCCUUCCCUGCCUACUCGAUCGGAUGAAAACGACCUCCUUCUGAUGAAACUUCGGCGCCCAGCUGUGCUGGGACCCCGGGUCCAGGUUUUGCCCCUGGCCAGGACCUGUGCUGCACCAGGAACCCACUGCCAGGCUGCAGGCUGGGGUACUACCAGCCAACCCCGAGUGAAAUACGCCAAGAGCUUGUCCUGUGCGGGGGUCACGGUCCUGUCUCCCAAAGAGUGUUCGGUUUUCUACCCCGGGGUGCUUACAAACAACAUGCUAUGUGCUGGCCUGGACAAUGGCCAGGACGCCUGUCAGAGUGACUCUGGAGGCCCCCUGGUCUGCAAUGGGACUCUCCAGGGCAUCCUAUCCUGGGGAGAUUACCCUUGUGGUUCAGCCCAUCGGCCAGCUGUCUACACUUGGAUCUGUAAAUACAUCCCCUGGAUUGAGAAGACCAUUCGGACCCACUGACAGCAUUGAACAUCCUACAAUCUUCCUAAUGCUCUCGUGACCCUCACAUCUCAUGUUCUUCCCACCCAAACCCCGAGGGUUUGGCCCUAUAGUUUUCUACCCACUGUAGGACUUAGCCCCAGCCUGCUUGAGGAUGCAGGCGUUCCUCAGCUUUUCAGGCUCACAGAUUUGAUCCUCCCAAAGAAUUAAGCAUCUAGGCCUCCUCUCUGGGCACCCAUGACCUUUUCUCUGGGACUCAAGGGAGUGGUUGCCUGGAUCUCAUGCUCUUGUAAGACUGGUCAUCCAAGCUCUCUCACUUCGAUUCAGUGAGAUGGCCAAAGAUACUAAUCUGUUUAAGAGAAUGAUCCUGAGCAUCCAUCUACCGGGGACUUCAGGGGCAGCCCCACCCCUUUUUGGAGUUUUGGGGCAGGCCCCUUACCUCCAACCAUUUCCUUUCUCCUCCCAUUUCCUCCUUCCUGGUCCUGCUCAAUUAACUAUUCCACCUUUUAGGGCAGAGCUCUGAAUCACUUGGAAGUCUAAAUUUGCCUAUCCUCCCCUUCAUCCCUGAAUACCCCUUACCUCCCUUGCUCUUAGGGUCUGUUGGAACACAGCCUGUGGGCCCUUGGAGACAUUUUUGAAACAAACAUCUUCCAAGACAUUUGGGGGAUUCUUAGAAAUUAGGGGAGGAGACCCAGAAAAGUCAGUAUUCCUACAAAUUCCUCAUAUUUGGAGCUUCAGUCUUCUAAUACAGUCUUGAGCUACUCUGAGAAUAUCUAA
Molecule: messenger RNA, 1699 nt
Organism: Antechinus flavipes (yellow-footed antechinus)
Lineage: Eukaryota; Metazoa; Chordata; Mammalia; Dasyuromorphia; Dasyuridae
Gene: KLK10
Product: kallikrein related peptidase 10
Exons: 6
Coding region: 95-943 (282 amino acids)
Biological process (GO): proteolysis
Molecular function (GO): serine-type endopeptidase activity
Source: RefSeq, a predicted model, not a curated record